AUGCCAAUGGCAUCAGGAUGCCACCCCACCUGGUCUUGCCAGUCCCGCACCUGGGAUGGCAGCCAUCAAAUGCACAGAUGUGCAAAGUGGACAGGCCGAGCGUGCAGUAGGUUGCACAGGGCUUGUCCACCACAUGCAGCAGGGCAACACAGUGGAAACCAAUGUCAAAAAAUGUGCCCUCAGAGCAGGCUCAUGCCCAAGACUUACGACCCACAUCUGUUCAGUCAAUACUGGGCAUUGCACCUCUGCUUGUGCGGCCAAGACAGUCCAGUUCUGGUAGAUUUGUCUGAAAACAAUAGAGGUGAAGAUUGUGCCUAUGUGUGCAUAAAGGCACCUUUUUUUUCCCAGGAGGGGCUCAAGAGCCCCAAAUUUAUCACCAUGGUUGGGAUCAAUCGUGGCAUUGAUGCAACUGUCCUCAAGCACAUUGCAACUGUCGAUCCAGUUCUUUUUCUGGCAGUUGUGAAUGAAGUAUGA
Molecule: messenger RNA, 474 nt
Organism: Ostreobium quekettii
Lineage: Eukaryota; Viridiplantae; Chlorophyta; Ulvophyceae; Bryopsidales; Ostreobiaceae
Source: the annotation of a GenBank genome assembly